AUGGAAUCUCAUCCCGACGACAUCAUCGCCUGGCUCGUCCCAACCACACAUCAUUCUUGGGCCGACAAAUCUACCCAUCUCCCCGAAAACGCCUCCCGCAUCAUCUCAUCCACAAAUUCGUACCCAUAUCUCACAUCCCGUCUCUCCAACCUCACAAACCAUGCUCCCGGGCGAGCCAUUCAACUCACAUUCUCACAACCGCCUAAACGGCCAGGCAGCUUCAUCCUCGGCACGGAUCCAAGGACCUGCGAUAUCGUCUUACCCAGCGUCGAGGGUAUAUCGAAACAACACUGCGCAAUCAGCUUCGACGCACAGUCAAGACUGGUGCUGAGCGACUUUUCAGAAAGGGGAACGCAGGUGUGGUACGACUGGGAAAGCAACGGCGAUAGAACCGAUUACUCGUGGAUUCUCAGCAGCGGGUGCUCUGAUGAGUUUCCCAGCAUGGUGCAGCGCAUCACGGUUGAUAUCCAAGGAGUGCGAUUUCAAGUCGUUGUAAAUGACCAUUCGGAUUGGAACACCUUUAGAGAACAGGUUGACCGAUUCUGUGAGCAGCCUAGCUGGGAAGAUGCUUCUCCCUGGGUUGACACGUUGCUACUGUCGUCAGCCAUGACCCCCUUUCAACACGUUGUUGUAAAGAACACAACAAGCGAGCCAAUUGGAGAGAUAUAUCUCUGGAAUUUGGCACGGCCAUGGGAACCGAUGGUAAAGGCAUCGGCGUAG
Messenger RNA from Trichoderma harzianum CBS 226.95, 720 nucleotides. RefSeq lists its product as hypothetical. Gene Ontology annotation, molecular function: protein binding. NCBI's taxonomy places the organism in Eukaryota, Fungi, Ascomycota, Sordariomycetes, Hypocreales, Hypocreaceae. The transcript has a single exon. The record is from RefSeq and is a predicted model, not a curated record. The coding region runs from base 1 to 720 and encodes 239 amino acids.